GCUUUGAUCAACACAAACUGAAAGAAAAGAGCAACGUACUUCAAUUUCCACAGAGAGAGAGAGAGAGUAAAAUGGGUGUCUCUAUUUUUUCAUUGCAAGCGUUUUUCAGGCUCUUUCUCUUCUCUUUCAUAACUUUGUGUCUCAGUUCUGAGCCUGCAGUUGCAAGCAUUACCAGGCACUACAAGUUUGAAAUCAAACUGCAAAAUAUCACAAGGUUGUGCCAUACAAAGAGCGUUGUAACAGUUAAUGGGCAGUUUCCCGGACCUCGGAUUGUAGCAAGGGAGGGCGAUAAUCUCCUUAUUAAAGUGGUUAAUCAUGUCCACAACAACAUCUCCAUCCAUUGGCAUGGGAUUCGACAACUUCGAUCCGGGUGGGCCGAUGGGCCGGCAUAUGUGACCCAAUGUCCUAUACAAACAGGUAACAGUUAUGUGUAUAACUACACGAUUGUAGGACAAAGAGGCACCCUUUGGUGGCAUGCUCAUAUUUCAUGGCUCAGAUCAACUGUCUACGGUCCUCUAAUCAUUCUUCCAAAGCGUGGUGUUCCUUACCCAUUUAUCAAGCCCUACAAGGAAGUACCCAUCGUCUUUGGAGAGUGGUGGAAUGCAGAUCCUGAAGCAGUCAUAAACCAGGCACUACAAACUGGUGGAGGCCCAAAUGUCUCAGACGCCUAUACCAUUAAUGGACUGCCAGGACCAUUGUAUAACUGUUCUGCCAAAGAUACUUUCAAGCUGAAGGUUCAAGCUGGGAAAACAUACCUUCUUCGCCUAAUCAACGCAGCACUAAAUGACGAGCUCUUCUUCAGCAUUGCAAAUCAUACCCUCAAAGUGGUCGAAACAGACGCCGUUUAUGUCAAGCCCUUCGACACCAACACCAUUCUCAUUGCCCCCGGACAAACCACAAACGUUCUUCUUAAAACCAAACCCAACUUCCCAAAUGCUACAUUUCUCAUGACCGCAAGGCCAUACGUGACUGGUCUAGGCACCUUCGACAACUCCACUCUUGCUGGCAUUCUAGAGUAUGAAACGACCGCAUUUCACUCAAACCUCCCACUGAACAAACUUCCACUCCACAAACCAACUCUCCCAGCUCUAAAUGACACAUCGUUUGCAACAAAGUUCGCCAGCAAACUCCGCAGCUUAAACACUCCACAGUUCCCAGCUAACGUCCCACAAAAAGUUGACAAGCGUUUGUUCUUCACAAUAGGACUUGGAACCAGCCCAUGUAGCCAGCAGCAGCACAACAACCAAACUUGCCAAGGACCCAAUGGAACUAUGUUUGCUGCUUCAAUCAACAACGUUUCUUUUACUAUGCCAAACACUGCCUUACUCCAAUCCCACUUCUCUGGCCAAUCAAAGGGGGUCUAUUCCCCUGACUUUCCGAUCAGUCCUUUAACUCCAUUUAAUUACACGGGAGCCCAGCUGAACAAUACUAAUGUGGGCAAUGGUACAAAGCUAAUGGUGCUUCCGUUUAAUACUAGUGUGGAGUUGGUGUUGCAGGACACUAGUAUUCUUGGUGCUGAAAGUCAUCCUCUUCAUCUUCAUGGGUUCAAUUUCUUUGUUGUUGGUCAAGGGUUUGGGAACUUCGACCAAAACAAAGACCCUAAGAAGUUCAAUCUGGUUGACCCUGUUGAAAGAAACACCGUAGGUGUUCCCUCCGGCGGGUGGGUUGCAAUUCGUUUCCUAGCAGACAACCCUGGUGUAUGGUUCAUGCAUUGUCACUUGGAGAUCCAUACUAGCUGGGGCUUGAAGAUGGCAUGGGUAGUCCUAGAUGGAAAACUUCCCAACCAGAAGUUGCUUCCUCCACCGUCAGAUCUUCCCACAUGUUGAUUGAUGUUUAACUCCUCGAGUUGCUUCUUGAAUUUUGGGACGAGGACUUGCUGACUUUAUUACCCAUUUUUCCAUUUUCUUUUGCUAAUUCCAUUUUAAUUGCUCUGUUCUAUUUUGGCCCAUUCAGUUUGAAUAUUUCUUGUAUUUAUCAAUGUGAGGUUUUUGUUGAUUUGAAUUUAUACAUGUUGAAUUGAGGAAAUAAAAAGGGUCAGACAACUGUAACCUUGUAAGAUUUACAAAUGAUAUAUUGGAACCUCUUGCGUA
This is a messenger RNA of Rosa chinensis, 2090 nucleotides long. RefSeq names its product laccase-17. Gene Ontology annotation, cellular component: apoplast. Gene Ontology annotation, molecular function: copper ion binding; hydroquinone:oxygen oxidoreductase activity. The record is from RefSeq and is a predicted model, not a curated record. The transcript is spliced from 6 exons. Gene Ontology annotation, biological process: lignin catabolic process. The coding region runs from base 72 to 1826 and encodes 584 amino acids. NCBI's taxonomy places the organism in Eukaryota, Viridiplantae, Streptophyta, Magnoliopsida, Rosales, Rosaceae.